AUGUUUAGAUUUGGAGAGUGUUUUGAAGGUCAUUUGAUCAAGAGCUUGCCAGGACAACCAAUUGUUAAUUUUAAACAAUUUGGAGGUUAUAUUACCAUUGAUGAACUGCAAAGCAGGUCUCUCUUUUACUACUUUGUUGAGGCCCAAUCUGAUCCCACUUCAAAGCCUCUUGUUCUUUGGUUAAAUGGAGGUCCUGGUUGUUCAUCACUUGGUGCAGGAGCUUUUAUUGAGAAUGGUCCUUUUAGACCAAAAGGAGAUGUUUUGAUUCUCAAUGAAUUUAGUUGGAACAAUGUGGCAAAUGUAUUAUAUCUUGAAUCUCCGGCUGGAGUUGGCUUCUCAUUUUCCAAGAAUACCACAUUCUAUGAUACAGUUAAUGACAAAAUCACUGCACAAGACAACAUUGUUUUCUUGGAACGAUGGUUGGAAAAAUUUCCAGAAUAUAAGAACAGAGAAUUCUACAUAACAGGAGAAAGCUAUGCUGGUCAUUAUGUUCCACAGCUUGCAAGACUUAUUGUUCAAUCCAAACUUAGCAUUAAACUCAAAGCAAUUGCUAUUGGGAAUCCAUUAUUGGAAUUCAACACGGAUUUCAAUUCAAGAGGGAAAUAUUUGUGGUCACAUGGAGUGAUAUCUGAGUCCACAUUUGAGCUUCUGAAUACAGUUUGUAGCAUUUCUCAAAUUGUAAGAGAGGGUAUCAAUGGGGAGAUUUCAGAUGCAUGUUUAAGUAUCAAUGAUUUGAUUGCUCGGGAGAUGUCUCCUUUUAUAAAUGAAUAUUCCAUCAAUCUUGAUGUUUGUUUGAGUGGUGAUCAAACGCAAACAGCUCUUUCAGCUCUCCAUUAUGCAGGAAAGGUAGAUGUUUGUAUAGGGAAUGAGAUAGAUGCAUAUCUAAAUAGAGUGGAUGUUCAACAAGCUCUUCAUGCUCAAUUGAUUGGAGUUUCUACUUGGUCCCUUUGCAGCGAUAUUUUGGACUACGAUAGGACCAAUUUAUUUGUACCAACCAUUAACAUCGUGGGUUCACUUGUACGUUCGGGAAUAAGAGUUUUGAUCUUCAGUGGAGAUCAAGAUGCCGUAAUUCCAUUACUUGGAAGUCGAACUUUGGUAAAUAAAUUAGCAAAAGCUUUGAGAUUGAACACCACUCUCCCUUACUCAGCUUGGUUUCACAAUCAUCAGGUUGGAGGAUGGGUAGAAACAUUUGGAGAGAAGAACAAUCUAUCAUUUGCAACCAUUAGAGGAGCUGCUCAUCAAGCUCCUUACACUUCACCAGCAACAUCUUUGACACUUUUUACUGCUUUCCUCCAAGCUAAAAACCCUUGAUUAGUA
This is a messenger RNA of Cucumis sativus (cucumber), 1317 nucleotides long. RefSeq names its product serine carboxypeptidase-like 45. Lineage: Eukaryota; Viridiplantae; Streptophyta; Magnoliopsida; Cucurbitales; Cucurbitaceae. The transcript has 9 exons. Gene Ontology annotation, molecular function: serine-type carboxypeptidase activity. The coding region runs from base 1 to 1311 and encodes 436 amino acids. Gene Ontology annotation, cellular component: vacuole. The record is from RefSeq and is a predicted model, not a curated record. Gene Ontology annotation, biological process: proteolysis.